AUGUAUUCGUCAAACUCGUCAAGUUUUACGGUCGCUGAGUCCGGGAGUCAUCAAGUUCAGAAGCGGUUGACUUUGACUUUUCGCAGGAUCAAUGUUCGUGUCACGGCACCAGAUGCGGCGCUGGGAGAUACGCUCUUGUCUGUGGCUGAUCCACGGCAGUUCAUAAAAGGCUUCUACAAAAGUCAACAGCCAAAGAGGACCAUAUUGAAAGACGUUAGCGGGCAAGUUAGGCCUGGUGAGAUGCUACUCGUUCUGGGAAGACCUGGCUCAGGAUGUACCUCCCUCCUGAGAGUCCUCUCCAAUGACCGCGACUCAUUCGACGAAAUCGACGGAGAAACAAGAUAUGGAAGCAUGGACCACCGUGAAGCCAAGCGGUACCGACAACAAAUCAUGUUCAACAAUGAGGAUGACGUGCAUUUUCCGACAUUGACCGUCAAUCAUACUUUGAAGUUCGCACUGCGAACAAAAGUCCCAAGAGAACGCCCGGAGUAUGCGGAGAAGAAAGAGUAUGUUCAGGAUAAACGAGACAGUAUUCUUAACGCCCUCGGUAUACCUCAUACAAAAAAGACAAAAGUUGGAAAUGAGUUUAUUCGUGGUGUGUCUGGAGGUGAACGGAAGCGUGUGUCUUUGGCGGAGGUUAUGGCUGGACAGAGUCCAAUCCAAUUCUGGGACAACCCUACUCGAGGAUUAGAUUCCAGAACUGCCGUCGAGUUCUCCCAGUUACUACGCCAAGAAGCCAACGACUUUGGCAAGACUAUUGUGACAACAACUUAUCAAGCGGGAAAUGAUAUAUACGAUCAAUUCGAUAAAGUCCUCGUCCUGGCAGAGGGACGCGUGAUUUACUAUGGACCUCGGUCAUUGGGUCGUUCAUACUUCGAGAACAUGGGAUUUGUGUGCCCUAAAGGAGCAAACAUUGCGGAUUUUUUGACAUCGGUGACCGUGCAUACUGAACGGGUGAUCUGUGAUGAAAUGAGGGGAAGAGUGCCUAGUACCCCUGACGAGUUCGAGGCUGCUUACCACGCGAGUAAGAUAUAUACGGAUAUGAUGGAGAAUAUUGAGUCGCCGGAGAAGCUGCAAAAUGAGAAGGAUGAUUUGAUCAUAGCUGUGAAUAAUGAGAAGAAGAAGAAUCAUAUUCUUCGUACUCACAGCCCUUACACUACCAAACUCACAGAUCAGAUCAUCUCUUGCAGUAUCCGUCAAUUCCAAAUCAUGAUGGGAGACAAAUUAUCUCUAUCCAUCAAAGUUGGCUCUGCAAUUAUUCAGGCAUUGGUAUGCGGCAGUCUAUUCUAUAAUCUCCAACCUGAUAGCACGUCUAUCUUUCUGCGACCAGGAGUUCUUUUCUUUCCAGUGCUUUACUUUCUACUCGAAUCCAUGGGUGAAACAACUGCUGCUUUCAUGGGUCGACCAAUUCUGGCGCGGCAGAAGCGAUUUGGAUUCUAUCGUCCAACUGCCUUCUGCAUCGCUAACGCCAUAACAGAUAUCCCUGUCGUUCUGAUCCAGGUUACUUGCUUUUCAUUGAUUUUGUACUUCAUGGCCAACUUACAGUUGGAUGCCGGGAAGUUUUUCACAUUUUGGAUUAUUGUCAACGUCAACACCCUCUGUUCAAUGCAAAUGUUUCGGGCUAUCGGUGCUUUGAGCAGAAAGUUCGGAAACGCGUCCAAGAUUACUGGAUUACUGUCUACGGUAUUUUUCGUGUACGGAGGCUACUUGAUUCCUUUUGAGAGAAUGCACGUUUGGUUCCGCUGGAUUUUCUACCUCAAUCCUGGAGCAUAUGCCUUUGAGGCUCUCAUGGCGAAUGAGUUCAGAGGUUUAGAGCUGGAAUGUGUUGCACCGGACUAUCUCCCUUACGGAAGCGGAUAUUCGGAUACUAUCUCACCUAAUCGUGGUUGCUCAGUUGUUGGCAGUAGUAAUGGCAUUAUUGAUGGAGAAGCUUAUAUUGGCAGGCAAUUCCACUACUCCUACCACCAUAUCUGGCGCAGCUUUGGAGUCAUUGUCGCCAUGUGGUUUUUCUUCAUCUUCCUUACCUCUCUCGGAUUUGAGUUACGUAACAGCCAGUCCGGUUCUUCAGUGCUUCUCUACAAACGAGGUAGCGAAAAGAAGCAGCAUUCGGACGAAGAAAAAGGUAUCAGCUCAUCAAUGGGCACUGACUUGGCCCUCAAUGGAUCUGUCAAGCAGUCCACUUUUACCUGGAAUCAUCUUGACUACCAUGUUCCGUUUCAGGGAGAUAAAAAACAAUUGCUACACCAAGUUUUUGGCUACGUCAAACCGGGAAAUCUUGUAGCAUUGAUGGGAUCUUCUGGUGCAGGAAAAACAACUCUACUGGAUGUUCUAGCUCAGCGCAAAGAUAGCGGAGAGAUCUACGGCUCUAUCUUGAUUGAUGGAAAACCACAAGGGAUUAGCUUUCAACGGACUACCGGUUACUGCGAGCAGAUGGAUGUCCACGAAGGCACUGCUACUGUGCGAGAGGCCCUUGAGUUCUCUGCACUCUUGCGUCAGCCAUCUCAUGUUCCGCGGAAGGAGAAGAUCGAGUACGUCGAUCAGAUCAUUGAGCUGUUGGAAUUAUCAGAUAUUCAAGAUGCAUUGAUAGGAGUGCCUGGUGCCGGUCUGAGUAUUGAGCAGCGAAAAAGAGUCACAUUGGGAGUCGAACUUGUCGCAAAACCUACUCUUCUAUUCCUUGACGAGCCAACCUCGGGUCUUGAUGGUCAAUCAGCAUAUAACAUCAUUCGAUUCUUGAGAAAGUUAGUUGAUGGUGGACAAGCGGUUCUGUGCACGAUCCACCAACCAUCGGCUGUGUUAUUCGACGCUUUUGACUCCCUUUUGUUGCUUGCAAAGGGAGGUAGAAUGGCUUAUUUCGGACAAACUGGCCAGGAUUCUUCCAUAGUGUUAGACUACUUCUCCAAGAACGGCGCGCCAUGUCCUCCAGAUACAAACCCAGCUGAGCAUAUCGUCGAGGUUAUCCAAGGUAAGAGUCAGCAGAGAGAUGUAGAUUGGGUCGAUGUAUGGAACAAGAGUGAGGAACGUCAAAUCGCCAUUGAGCAACUCGAAACUCUCAACAGGGUAAACAGCGCAAAGCUACAAACAGAGGAAGAUGAAUCCGACUACGCAACUUCACGUUGGUUUCAGUUCUGUAUGGUGACGAAACGUUUGAUGGUUCAACUUUGGCGGUCACCGGACUACAUGUGGAAUAAGAUAAUUCUCCAUAUAUUUGCAGCUCUUUUUAGUGGAUUCACGUUUUGGAACAUGGGAAACAGCAGCUUCGAUCUGCAACUCCGUCUUUUUGCCAUUUUUAAUUUCAUCUUCGUUGCGCCCGGCUGUAUCAAUCAAAUGCAGCCAUUCUUCUUGCACAAUCGUGAUAUUUUUGAAACACGAGAGAAGAAGUCCAAAACAUACCAUUGGAUCGCCUUCAUUGGGGCCCAGGUAGUUUCCGAAAUCCCUUACUUGAUCCUAUGCGCUACUCUGUACUUCUUAUGCUGGUACUAUACCGCGGGUUUUCCCAAUGUGUCUAGCAUUGCUGGCCAUGUUUACUUGCAAAUGAUUUUCUACGAAUUUCUUUACACAUCACUUGGUCAAGGAAUCGCAGCAUACGCCCCUAACGAGUACUUUGCUGCAAUUUUGAACCCUGUCAUUCUCGGCGCAGGAAUGGUUAGUUUCUGCGGUGUCGUGGUGCCUUACUCUCAAAUGCAACCAUUCUGGCGUUACUGGAUCUACUACCUGGACCCGUUUAAAUAUCUCGUGGGUGGUCUUCUUGGUGAAGUCCUUUGGGAUGUGAAAGUCGAAUGCACAGCGUCCGAGUUGGUGCACUUUGCCGCCCCUGCAAACCAGACCUGCGGAGUGUAUAUGGCAGACUUUCUGUCAUCUGCUGCAGGGUAUAUCGUGGAUGCAAAUUCAACAGAUAUAUGUUCGUUCUGCCAAUUCUCAACGGGAGCAGAUUACGCUAAAACCUUCAACCUUGGAGAAAAAUACUAUGCUUGGAGAGAUACUGGUAUCACUGCACUGUUCUGCAUCUCGUGUUAUGCUACCGUAUUUCUCAUGAUGAAGUUGCGCAGCAAGAAAACCAAGAGUGCAAGGUCGGAGUAA
This is a messenger RNA of Talaromyces marneffei, 4077 nucleotides long. RefSeq lists its product as uncharacterized. Gene Ontology annotation, cellular component: membrane. NCBI's taxonomy places the organism in Eukaryota, Fungi, Ascomycota, Eurotiomycetes, Eurotiales, Trichocomaceae. The coding region runs from base 1 to 4077 and encodes 1358 amino acids. Gene Ontology annotation, biological process: transmembrane transport. Gene Ontology annotation, molecular function: ABC-type transporter activity; ATP hydrolysis activity; ATP binding. The transcript is spliced from 14 exons. The record is from RefSeq and is a predicted model, not a curated record.